UCGGCAGAGCUUUAUUUGUUAUAAUUAUAAAUAAUUUAAAUCGAUCACAUAGAUCGCUUCAUCAAACACAGAGUUUGUCUUCCGAAAGAGUACACACAAAUGAUUGCUGGUUCAUCUAUCUUUGUUAACCCUGACUUGAGUGUAUAUAGAUUAAUAAACCAAUCGUUGUUGUAAAGCAUUAGGUAGCAUAAAUUAUCGAUAUCGAUGUGCACAAAUAUUUUGUAAAUCAUCAAACAAGUAACCGAACAUGGGUCCACCUAAGCGUUUGAAAAAAGACACAGACCGUGGCAAAUGGAAAAAACGGAAAGACGACCCUGAUCCAGAUUACAAUGUUGACGAUGAUGAUAGUAACAUCGACGCCGAAGGUAUUCCUGAUGCUGCGAAAACAGAUGUCGAAAAACAAGAUGAAGGUGUCAUUGAAGAUGAGUUUGGAGCCAAGGAUUAUCGCUCACAAAUGAUUCUCAAAGCUGACAAUGCUUCAAGACCUCUAUGGGUGGCUCCCAAUGGACAUAUUUUCUUGGAAUCUUUCUCACCUGUUUACAAGCAUGCACAUGAUUUCCUCAUUGCCAUUGCAGAGCCUGUAUGCAGACCAGAACAUUUACACGAAUACAAGCUGACAGCUUAUUCUUUGUAUGCAGCUGUCAGUGUGGGACUACAAACACAUGACAUUACUGAAUAUUUGAAAAGACUGAGCAAAACUAGCAUUCCUGAUGGUAUUAUAGAAUUUAUCAAACUUUGUACCUUGUCAUAUGGAAAAGUAAAACUUGUUUUGAAACAUAACAAAUACUUUAUUGAAUCAACUUUUCCUGAAGUUUUACAAAAGUUACUGAAGGAUCCAGUUAUUCAAGAAUGUAGAUUAAGGAAAAAUGUGGGAGAUGAAGCCAAAGACAAAGAUGGCCUUAUCACUAAUGUGAUGACUAAAAACAAAGCCAUUCAGUUUGGAGCAAAACCAGCUCAAAAUCCUCCGCAAUCAGGCACAGCAGCACCUGGUGCUACUACUAUACCAGCAGAUGGCACAACUACAGUAAACUCUGAAGAGGCUGUAGUUCCAGAAGAUAUUUCUAAUUUUUAUGAUAAAAUCGAUAAAGAAGAUGAAGACGAGGAAGACCAUCAAUUGAAGACUGUUAGUUUUGAAGUAAACCAAGAAAAAAUUGAAGUAAUUCAAAAAAGAUGCAUCGAGUUGGAGCAUCCUCUAUUGGCAGAGUAUGAUUUCCGUAACGAUAGCGUUAAUCCAGACAUCAACAUUGACUUGAAACCGUCGACGUUAUUGAGGCCUUAUCAAGAGAAAAGCUUACGGAAAAUGUUUGGCAAUGGUCGUGCACGAUCUGGCGUAAUUGUAUUACCUUGUGGUGCCGGUAAAAGUUUAGUAGGCGUGACAGCCUGUUGUACAGUAAGAAAGCGAGCCUUAGUUUUAUGUAACUCUGGCGUCUCAGUAGAACAGUGGAAACAGCAAUUCAAGAUGUGGUCGACAGCCGACGAUUCUAUGAUUUGUAGAUUUACUAGUGAAGCCAAAGAUAAGCCUAUGGGCUGUGGAGUCUUAGUUACAACCUAUUCUAUGAUUACGCACACACAGAAAAGAUCAUGGGAGGCUGAGCAGACUAUGAAGUGGCUGCAGGAGCAGGAAUGGGGUAUCAUGGUUUUGGAUGAGGUACACACAAUUCCGGCAAAAAUGUUCAGAAGAGUAUUAACUCUCGUUCAGUCUCACUGCAAGUUGGGACUGACAGCUACCCUAUUAAGAGAGGAUGAUAAAAUUGCCGAUCUCAACUUCCUUAUCGGGCCAAAGCUUUACGAGGCAAAUUGGUUGGAGUUGCAAAAAAGAGGAUUUAUCGCUAAGGUACAGUGUGCCGAAGUUUGGUGUCCCAUGACUCCAGAAUUUUAUAGAGAAUAUUUAAGUAGCAAAAUGAGUAAGAAAAUGCUCUUAUACGUUAUGAACCCAAACAAAUUUCGUGCCUGUCAAUUUUUAAUACGUUACCACGAGAGGCGCGGUGAUAAGACUAUCGUUUUUUCGGACAACGUUUUCGCAUUGAGGCAUUACGCGAUAAAAAUGAACAAGCCCUAUAUUUACGGUCCUACUAGUCAGAGCGAAAGGAUACAAAUUUUACAAAACUUUAAAUACAACGUAAAAGUUAACACGAUAUUUGUGAGUAAAGUAGCCGAUACCUCUUUCGAUAUGCCAGAAGCUAACGUUUUGAUUCAAAUAUCGUCACACGGUGGUUCAAGAAGACAAGAAGCUCAACGAUUGGGACGUAUUCUGAGAGCUAAAAAAGGAGCGAUUGCCGAAGAGUACAAUGCGUUUUUCUACACGCUAGUGUCUCAAGACACAAAUGAGAUGGCUUAUUCGAGAAAGAGGCAGCGUUUCCUUGUCAAUCAGGGUUACGCGUAUAAAGUUAUCACGAGACUUGCUGGUAUAGAUGAGGAACCUGACAUGAUGUACAAAACACGAGAAGAGCAAGGACAACUAUUGCAACAGGUCCUAUCAGCCAGCGAUAUGGACGCGGAAGAGGAGAGAAUUCCCGGCGAAGGACCUCGAAACAUGGUUCGCAAGGCGGGCAACAUGGCAUCGCUGUCCGGAGCCGACGAUGCCGUUUACUACGAGUACAAGAAAUCCGCGUCUUCCUCAACAGCGAGCAAGCACCCGCUUUUCAAAAAAUUCAGAAGCUAGUUACCCGACGAAUGUUCGUAUUUUGUUUAUUUCUUCUAUAUUUUUGUUUGCCAACUUAACUCACGUGAAAAACGCAGGACGUGUAUAUUGAUAAUAAA
Messenger RNA from Copidosoma floridanum, 2760 nucleotides. RefSeq names its product ATP-dependent DNA helicase hay (gene hay). Gene Ontology annotation, cellular component: transcription factor TFIIH holo complex; nucleotide-excision repair factor 3 complex; transcription preinitiation complex. Gene Ontology annotation, molecular function: hydrolase activity; DNA binding; ATP binding. Gene Ontology annotation, biological process: nucleotide-excision repair; transcription initiation at RNA polymerase II promoter. NCBI's taxonomy places the organism in Eukaryota, Metazoa, Arthropoda, Insecta, Hymenoptera, Encyrtidae. The record is from RefSeq and is a predicted model, not a curated record.